This is a messenger RNA of Zea mays, 1982 nucleotides long. Its product is annotated as putative RING zinc finger domain superfamily protein. Bases 333 to 1475 code for a protein of 380 amino acids. NCBI's taxonomy places the organism in Eukaryota, Viridiplantae, Streptophyta, Magnoliopsida, Poales, Poaceae. The transcript is spliced from 2 exons. The record is from RefSeq and is a predicted model, not a curated record.
UCGGGUGCAGACUGGACAGCCUUCAUCCAUCAGCACCAGGCCACCGCGGCACCGCCCACGUCCGCAGUUCUGCACGUUUGCACGCCUAAUCCAUGCCGCGUGCCUUUGUGUCCUGACUCCUGACCGGGCGCGGACUAUGCCAUGGCAUGGCUGGGGCAGGCAUGCGCGAGUCAGCGCAUCGCCACGUGGCCGUGACCUGCUCCGUCGAGCGAGUCUCCCCCUCUGCCGCCCCCCGUCGUCGCACCGACAGCCACUGACCAGGCGGCCCCUCUGUCUCGCGUCGCAUACAAGGCCAGCAGAUCUCUCUCCGGCGCCCGGAGGUGGCAUUGGCAAUGGCCCGAUGGCGUGUCGCGCCACCACUCGCCGUCCUGCUCCUCGUGCUCCUGUCCACCGCGGCGCGACCGUCUGUGGCUCAGCCGAGCAACAACAACAGCACGAGCAGCCAACACCACUCCCGAACCACCGCCGGCGGCGGGUUCACCCCAACCACAGUGAUCGUGCUGGUGGCACUCAUCUCCGCCCUCGUCGUGCUCACCCUCUUCUCCAUCUACAUCAACCGCUGCGCGCCGACCCGCCCUGCUCCCCCGCGCCGGCCGUCCCGCUACGCCCCACCGGACCACCAGCACCAGGCCGGAGGGAGCGCCGCCCACCCGGACCCCCGCGGUGGCGGCGCGCGCGCCGGCCUCGACAAGGAGGUCGUCGAGUCGUUCCCCACCGCGGUGUACGGCGACGUGAAGGCGCGCGUGGCGGCCAGAUCGGGGUCCGGGUCGGGCCCGCUCGAGUGCGCCGUGUGCCUCGCCGCGUUCGAGGACCAGGACGAGCUCCGGGUGCUCCCCGCCUGCUGCCACGUCUUCCACCCGGACUGCAUCGACCCUUGGCUCGCCGGCGCCGUCACGUGCCCGCUCUGCCGCGCCGACCUCACGGCCGCCGCCGCGCCUUACUACCCUCCCGCGUCCUCUGACGGCUCCGGGUCCGGGUCCAACCUGGCGGCGCGCCCGCACGAAGCGGUGCGGGAGGAGACGGACGACGAGGAGGAGCGGGGCGAGGCGCGCCUCGUCGCCGCUUGCACGCCCGAGUCCGUCGUCGCCAGCCUCGGCGCAGCGCCCCCCUACCACGAGUUCCACUACCGGCGGACGCAGUCCGCCAUGGACGUGCCCGACCGGCACACGCUGCGGCUGCCGGAGCACGUGAUGAAGGAGCUCACCGCGGUGCGCGGGCACCGGCGGGCCGCGAGCCUCGCCGCAUACCCCGGCGCCGCGGAGCGGACGCCCGGGUGGCUGGCGUCGAUCUGGCGGUCCGUGUCGUGGCAGCGGCCGAGCCGGACGGAUCCGGACGCCGUCGACGACAGCGGCGGCAGCAAGCGCGUCGUCCCGAUCAACGGGGCACCGGCGGAAAGGCCCAGCGGCGGGUCAGGGGAUGAUGCUACGGACGACAUGGAGAAGCCUGACCAUGACGCCUUGUUAAACCAGGUCUGAUCGAUUUGCAUUUACCUUCGCCAUGCGAGGACGAUGGUCAUUGAUCGGUGUCGUCUAAGUGCUGUGCUGCUUCCCUCCGGGAAAAAUUUGCGAUUCUAGUUUGGUUUCUAGCUAAACGUUUUAAACCUGAACUAAAAAAUUAUAUAAAGGAGUAUACCCGACGUUUUCGUCUUAGACAUUAGAAAUUAUAGAACUGCAUUUUUUUCAGACGGAGGGAAAAGUAACGUGGAUGGUAUGGUAGAAAGAAUCAGCAUGUCGGAUGCUUUCCAUCCCGGUACUAGUACAUUGUUUUUUUAAUCUGGAUAUGAAUGCCUCAAGAAAUUGGUCACUGUAAUAAGAUAGUAACCGCGGCCCGCGGUUACUUGGAAGUCCUUGAUUGCCUCCAGCUGUGGCAUGAAGUUGUACAGUAGACUCCACGGUAGGCAUGACAUGAGACAGUACGAGUGUACGACUGCAAAAAAAAAAAAACAACGACGCCGGUUGCCGGAGCUAUUUUUUUUCUUUUUA